AUGGAAUUUAUAUUCUUAGGCAUUCUUGGUCUUUGUGCAAUUGUUCUUUCAAGUCCAUACGAUAUCUCAAAUUAUGUACCGGCUGCAUUAAUACUUCUAUGUGAACAUUUACAUGAUUCCGAUCUUAUUCAAAAAUCAGUUAAAAAAGCUUUAUCAGAAUUUCGUCGUACUCAUCAUGAUUCAUGGCAUCAACAUCGAGAAAAAUUUACGGACGAUCAACUUGUUAUCUUUGAUGAUGUAUUAAUAUCGCCAAAUUACUAUGUAUAA
This is a messenger RNA of Rotaria sordida, 267 nucleotides long. NCBI's taxonomy places the organism in Eukaryota, Metazoa, Rotifera, Eurotatoria, Philodinida, Philodinidae. The record is from the annotation of a GenBank genome assembly.